This is a messenger RNA of Exophiala viscosa, 2682 nucleotides long. Its product is annotated as Ima1 N-terminal domain-containing protein. The transcript is spliced from 2 exons. The record is from RefSeq and is a predicted model, not a curated record. NCBI's taxonomy places the organism in Eukaryota, Fungi, Ascomycota, Eurotiomycetes, Chaetothyriales, Herpotrichiellaceae. Bases 178 to 2511 code for a protein of 777 amino acids. Gene Ontology annotation, biological process: nuclear inner membrane organization. Gene Ontology annotation, cellular component: microtubule organizing center attachment site; mitotic spindle pole body; nuclear inner membrane.
ACAUUUAUAUCCGAGAUCUCAAACUAAUCCUAUUGUGGCAAUACGUUUAGUUCUCCAGAUUUCAAUCACUAGACAUUACUAUCCAACUCUACAAAUGUACAUAUGCGGUGAAAUCUCUGGUGUACCUCUUUGAAAGCCCUCAAGCAGCUGAUCUGGAUCUUUUGACAAUGCGACAUCAUGCCCAUCCAACUGCGCCAACGCCUUGAUUGCCACUAUUGUGGCCGAAGGUCAAAGUCGAGCAGGAAACAAGAUCGCAGAUUUCAGUGCGAACACUGUCUGGCUGUCAACUUCUUCGACGAGAACGGAGAAAUAGCAGACGUUCCUGUUGAAGAGGCAGCGCCAACGCAGCGCUUCGCCCAACCCGUGGCCACUGAUCCCCUGCAAGACGACUUCUCAGCGGCAGACUCCAUCUUCUGCUCGACAUGCCUCAAAAACCAGCAGCUUUAUACCUAUAAUCUCUCACAAUUCCUCCCCGAUCCUGACGACCCAGAAUACGACAAGUUGGAAGCAGAAUUACCGGCAUACAAGAAAAGUCUGGAACAGCGCUAUCCGCAAUGCUGCGCCCGCUGUGAACCGAGUGUGAGGGCAAGAUUACACCAAGCGACCUACAACGCGAGAAGUGAUCACCUACGGCGGGUCCUGGGGAAAUCACGACAGAGGAGAAUCUCAAGCAGGCUGGGUUGGAGAAGUCUCCUGGUCAGCGCCGCAGGGCUAGGGUAUCUUCUUAGCCUGGCUUUGCAGCUGUUAUGGCAUCUCUAUGGCUCGCAAAUCAGUGAACAAACUUUCAUGCCUGGAUUCCAGCCUCGACAUUGCAUCAUGUUUCGACAAUUUGUCUCUCCUUGUCUCGAUGUCAUGGAACCAGUCGUAGGUCUCUCGCUGGCCGCGGGGCUCUCGUGCAUUUGGUGGAAUCCCGGGUGGCAGCAUAAGCUAGCGAACAGUGCGGGGAGCUUAGACGGACUGGACAAGUACUAUCUUGUGCAGCUGGCUUUGCUGGGCUUGAGGUUCAGUGCCUGGAUUGUCAUUCCACAUGUACCACUCUCCACCAAAGUGGCCGCUAUGCUGCAUGCAUGCUUUGCUGUGGCGAUCGCGGUCAUUGCAGGGUGGUCCGUCUUUGGCAUCGUGAAGGUAAAGAACCUUCCUCCGGUGAAUUGGCAUGAAGAUCCUGCUCCCCUCCUGUCGAAGCAGCAAUUCGUCCCUCCACCAGAACAAGUUCUGCAGGAAACACAGCAAGAGCAGGAGAGGGGUUUCAACGUUGGAAAUCUUGGAGCAUCAGAGAGAUCGACCUACCAGGAAUGGAGGCCUCCUACUCCGCCAGAGGACAAUGCAGAUUCCAUGGACUGGACUCCAUCGCAACCGACUUUCAACCCUGAGCUCAAACAAGUUCGAUACCAAUCCAACGAACCAACACCCUUUUAUGGCACUCUUCCGGCACUCAAUGCCAAGGGUGUAAAGAAUAAGAAUCAAGCUGGAGCUCGAGAGGCAAUCGGUAUCCCGCCUGGAUUCUUUGAUCGGCCUCAGAAGUCCUCAAUACCUCCUCGUCAGCACGAAUCGUCUCGAGACGCUAUGGCGGAGCCCAGAUUCUUUCCACCAGAAAAGGCUGACACGGGGCUCGAGAACAUCUUUGGUACCGUGUUCUCUCUGCACGAUCGAUCGCUGGAUCGACCAUCCGCCAUUCCCAGAGGUCACGACACAGCAGCGACAAUCGCACAGCCUGCCACUGACAGCGAGCCAGAGCAGCGUCUGCACACGACACGUUCAAGCCCUGCAGUUUUCAGUGGCAUUUCCUUCUUCUUGCUCCUGAUAGCGGUCAUCGUGUGGAUCUUUGAAGCCGCCAUCGCGACGAACACCUCGUUGUUCGGAUAUUAUGUUGUUCUUCUGAGUGCUUGUAUCCCGGUCAGCCAUCUCAUAUUCGCGCUACUCGACAGUGGAGUCCAAGGACAAUUUGGGCACCUGUUGAUCUACACUCUCGAAGCGAGCUUCUUGAUUGGGAUUGCGAUGCUGCGAGACCCCUUUGGAGAACUUCUACGAGAUCUGUGGAACAAGAUGGGCGUUGCAGCGGUUGCUCUCUUGCUGCCACAACAAUUCCUACAGAUGAAUCAUGCAACCAGAAUGUCUGACCACAAGCCUGCGCAGAUCACGCAGACCCCAUAUGGCGAUAAUCAACAGAAAGGAGUUGGUCAUCAGGCGACUCCACGACCACCAACACUGACUCGAACUGAUUCUGCCGAAUCGAUUCAGAGCGAAGCCUCGAUCGCGACAACGUCCACUGUACCUGAGUGGGCAACGCCGAAACCCGAUCGGCCACGAUUCGAUGUCAACGCAUCAGUUGGAGCUACAGCACGGUCGAAAGCGCGACAACCGUCUGAUCGAAGCAUGUUGGGGCUCGAUAGUCUCACAUUGAGUGAUCGUCCUCCCACCAGCGCAAGACGAGGCAUGGGAGCUCGCAAUGCUUGGGGUCUUGAGUCUUCAGGAAUGAAUAUUGCAGGCCCAAGAUCAAGACGAGGCUACUAAUGAGAUGAAGCUUAACGACGAGACGCUUUUCCUCCUCAUUCACAAUGUCGUUCAGCGUUUUGGUAUGCGAUCUGUACAAAACGGAGUUAUUCUGAUGGUCAUUCGCAUAGCGGCAUUGCAAGGCGUUACUGGUUUGGUUUUGAAGCACGUUAAGAUGUAAUUUUGGAUGUU